UGCUAUAAAAAGCAGUUUAGAAUGCCAGGGGAAACCAGCUGUUCAGAGGUCUCCGAAUCACAUCACCAGAAAAAGCAACACCUUCGGCAAGCUGGUCUGUUGAGGAAUCGCUGCAAGGGGCUUUUGAAUGAUGCUGUCCGGAUGUCUGAUGGUUUUGUCAUAUUUGUCGAUCAUCACGGCGACGUCUAGAGGAGUCCCGCAGCGGCUGAAUGUAGGCGAUCCACAUCUGUCGCAAUACUAUGGUGCUACUUGCCGUCAAGGUUCGAGUCCAGAUCCUCUGCUUAAGUGCUGCGAAGGAAUUGUCCUCUCUACACUGAUUGGCGUCGAUGAACAGUGCUGCAGUGGACAGUCCUUGUCAGAGAACGAAAUUUGCUGUGAAACCACCACGCCAGUAGAACGACCCGAACCUUCUCAUAAUGCUUGCUGCUACAACCAGAGCGACCACAGUUUCACUACAUACAAUACUGCUCUGUUUUACUGCUCACGGGCCACUGGACAGCUCAUCCGGUUACGUCCUUUCCGGAGACCACCAUCCCGGCGCCCUUCCUCUGGAUCCUCCGCCAGUCCAGCGAGGGAGAUGAGUUGCGAUGGCACCCCCUUCAAUCCUUCCACGCAGAUGUGCUGUGCAGGGGAGCUCCAUAACAUCCCCGCGUCACAAGGGAUGUGCUGCUACACCCAAGCUUACCGCGAAGGCGACCUUCACAAUCCUUGCCUGGCGCCUUGCGGCGACACUCAGGUCAACGUGGAGCACGAGAUCUGUUGCCAGGGCGUCAAACACCCGGCGUCCGCCCAGGAGGCCUGCUGCGGGCGGGAGAAGUAUAACACCAACACCCAUACUUGCUGCGCAGACGGUCUCGCUGUCUUUCCGACGUACGGGUCCUAUGGAUGCUGCCACGACCGCACUCCCUUCCUGAAACCCUACAUGCGGUGCAGCGAUUCUGGAACACUAGAGAGCAGGAACAAAUUCCACAACCAUCGCCUAUGCCGACGACGGUUGCCCGUAUGGGGCCAUGGCUGGGCCAACCCAAUCCUUUCUGAUGAUGACAUACAGCUGCAGGGCAACGUUCGGAAUCUGACGAUAUUGGAGAGCAGCCGAGAAGACAGGCUUGAGGUGUACCUGACUCUGGAACCAGUCGCCGUGGUCGAGUCCAGCGCCUGGGACCAGGUGGCAUGCUCCCUGACCGGUAAACUUCUCCGCGUGGUGGCGGAAGUGGAGCACAGCCAGCAUCACCCCUGUAACUCAGAGAGGCUUCUCGGCCGCUACCUGGCGGACAAGACUCUGAUUCUGGUCGCCAAGGCAAACUACGUAGACUGCGGCGACAGUGGCGGCCCCGUGAUGUACUUCCCCAGCAACAGCAGCCAACAUCUCAUGUUGCUGGGUGCCUCCAGGGAGGGCCGCCAUAUUUAAAGUCUAAUGACAUGGUUAACCGUCAGCAGUACUGGAAAGGCGCCAUAUUGUUUGCUGGUGAAUGUGUUCAACUGAGUUCCAGCACAUGUUCGCUGUUUCGAGGCCUGCUUGGGGUUGUGACUGUAAAACUCUUGCCUGCUCACCCAGCAGGUUUAUCAGGGGAGGUAAAGACGGCGGAAGGAAAAGGUUGAGCUCCACUUUUCUACAUGCCAUGCCCUAAGCACAGCGAACCACUUACGUUCUGCGGCCAAAAAUGCUAUAGGACUAUAAGACUUUUCUUUAAAUUGUAUUAUAUUUAUGUGGUCACUUAAUGCUGACUGAAAAUAGUAUUGAGGACUGACCGUAAACUGUCAAUAGUUAUUCCAUGCUUGCGAGCACUUCUCACACUCAGUGAAUACUCGCGUUUGCCUCCACGGGGAGAAAUAUAGGUUUAAAUGAAGUGGUCCAGUGGGCCAUCCUGCGCAUUACGUCAAUCACUGACCCAGGUGGCCGUGUUAACGUCACUUGUGGUUGCAUUCUACCUCAGCCCCCAAAACUUCGAUGCUCGUAACCACCACUCUGUGUUCUUUAUUAGGAGGGUAAGGGUUAGUGGCUAGUGCUGGACUAUCUGAGGACCACACUAAGUGUUACAAAAAGCAGAUCCAAGGAUUGAGAAGGUUUUACAUGGAA
Pomacea canaliculata is the source of this 2077-nucleotide messenger RNA. RefSeq names its product galaxin-like. NCBI's taxonomy places the organism in Eukaryota, Metazoa, Mollusca, Gastropoda, Architaenioglossa, Ampullariidae. The transcript has 5 exons. The record is from RefSeq and is a predicted model, not a curated record. The coding region runs from base 128 to 1408 and encodes 426 amino acids.